UUCUUUGUCCCGCACAAUCUGAAAUGCUGUUGGCUCGAGCGUUUUGAAACGUCCGCACGUUCUGCUGCUCCAUUGGCGCGGCGAUAUGUCCGUCACGCGAGUUUACGGAAGUGUAACCGCCCACAGCAAAGAUGGAGGACGAUACCUCGGAUGUGAGCAGACCACAAAUGUACUUGUUUGGCUGUACCCUCAAAUCGGACAAACGGGAGUUCAAAGUUGACGUAGACGACGACGAUACGGAGCAACAGCUGUCACUCAAAGCAGUGUGUCUGGGAGCCGAGGCUGAGGAUAAGUUCCACAUGGUGGAGGUCGAGGGUCUCACUUAUGAUGGGAAAAAAUCCAAAGUUCCACUGGUUGCCCUGAAGCCAUCUGUCCUGCCUUCAAUGAGUUUAGGUGGAUUUGAGAUCACACCUCCUGUUACCUUUCGCCUCCAGUCUGGCUCUGGACCAGUUCACAUCAGCGGGCAGCAUUUUGUCAGUGUGAAGGAUUCAGAGGAUGAAGAAGAGGAGAACAACACGUCACCUGUGAAGCGACCUGCAAGCUUGAUGUCCGGGAAGAAGCCUGCAUUGAAAAAACUAAAGAUGGAUUCUGACGAUGAUGAAGAAGACAGCGAUGAGGAUGAUGAUGAUGAUGAUGAUGAUGAAGAUGAUGACAGUGAUGAUAAUGAUGUGAAGCCUCAGAAGAAUGUCGGAAAAGAGCUAAAAAAAAGCUUCGAGUUUUCAGGAAAGAAACCCAACAAGACUCCAGUUAAACAAAACGGCCCUGCAGGAAAACCAUCAGGAUCAGCUGUCAGACCACAGAUGAAGACACCUGCCCCAGGAAAAGACAAACCACAGGCCGGACCGUCUCGAUCUCCCUCUCUGAAUGAGAUUAAGAGCAAGUUGUCAACAGCGGCCAAGGAGGGAAGACCUCUACCGAAGACAGAGCAGAAGUUUGAGAAUUUCGUGAAGAGUUCUUUUAAAAUCUCAGACAAAAAAGUGGUCAAGGACCUUUGGAGUUUUGUACAAACACUGAAGACCGAGAAGAAGUAACAAACAUUGAAGCAUUCUAUGUUUUGCGUCCUGCAAGACAUUUAAAGGCACAGUCAGCGAGAUUUCCUACUUGGCCUUAUUAUGUCAUCAUUUCUUCUGAAACUCUGACUUCUGGUGAACAAAACUGAAAAUGGGUAAAGCCAUUACUGAUUCAGGUGUCAUUGUUUUCUGUUUCUAGAUGCAAAGUAUGCUCUGGAACUAGUUUGUAAUUCACUCACAAGUUCACUUAUCCCUGCUUUAGCAGAUUGCAAAUUUUCCACAAGGGGAAGUGGUCUACUUCAUCACCACCUACAGGGAAGGAAAGUAAUGGCACCACCAGUUAGGACAUGCAGAUGUCUAUGGUUGCUUUUCAUUAUUGGGAUAGGACGAUAAAUAAGAAUCAGAUCUGAUCACUGAUUGUGUUUAACUUCCAUUAUCAGGAUAAUCGUGAAUAUUCUUUGAUAAGUGACUUGUAAAAGCUGUUUACUUGAUAACGUACAGUAUAGAUAUCCUGAAUGUUCCUGAUGUUUUCAGUGACAUUUUAGGAAUGGUCAAGAUAAUCCGAUAUGAAAUAUUCACAUUUUCAUCAUUCCAUGCUUCCUGGCUUCUGAUUUCCUACCUUGACUGGGAAAUCGUUCCCCUCUUCCAUCACGGAGUAUCUUGCGGUCCCUUAAAUUCAACUGAAGGAUCAAAGACGAAGGAGGCUUCUGGAGUAUCUUCGAGCGAGAAACGUAGGUGUUUCCUCACUUCCCUCACUUGCUUGUCUUCCAUAGAUCUCUUUUUAAUAUUCUUACCUGGAGGAGUUAGGAUACAUGGAAGAAAGGGAAGCAGGUAGGGUGGAAAUGUCUUGGCACCUCACAAUUCGAUUCCGAUUCUGACUCAGAGGUCAACGAUUCGAUUCUAAAACGAUUAUUGAUGCAUCUUCAUACAUCAAUUUUUUUGUGUACAUUUCCAUGCAUGAUUUAAAAAAAAAAAUAAUGAUAAUAAUAAUUAAAUUUGAGUUUGUUACUCACUUUGCUAAUUACUUCUUACUUUUGUUAUGAUCAUUAAAAAAAUCAACAUUAAUUAAUAAAAUCCUCUUUUUACAGGCAGUGAGGGAAAAACGGUAUACUGUAGCCUAUAUAAACAUAAAAAAAAGCUUUCAAUGCAGCAUGCACUUCAACACACCUGUAUAUCAGCUCUCAUACUAAAACAUGGCUACUUAUCUACCCGCUUUCAUUAAAGUGUCCAGAUCUUCUGUUUAAAGGCCCCCACACACCGCCCAGACGUCCAACUGCCUUAUCCGACCACUCUGUUGCCUCUUGUCUGACCCGUUCAGCAGAAAAGUUGCAUUGAAACACACUGCUUCGACGUGCUGCCUACUGCACAGUAGUGUGUACGUUCUGCGCUUGCGCGAAGUGCAGUAAGCGUGUGGCACUUGUGAGUUGUAAACGAAAGGCUUAUGCACGCAACUCUCUUUACUUUAGAUCAAAACGAAACGUAACUAUUUCAGAUAAAAACAGCUGCUAAACACGCAGCGAGGCAUUACCAAACGAACACAGAUUAAUUCAUCCUGAACGGACGUAACAACUAGUCUUUUGCCAGGACUGCAAAGCAUGAAAAUGGGGAAUGACGGAAUGGAGUGCGUAGCAGUGCACACACAGUAUUCCAACCCUCCCACACAUUGCGCUGAUUCGUUAGCACACAGCCAAUCAGAGAACCCAAUGGCUCAUCCGACCGCCCUCCUCCUCAGACUUCACAUGUUCAGACGGAGCAGACAAGAUCUGCGCGGCUCUGAAAGCUUCCAACGCAGCUGAACAACACACCAAACAUAUUUGUUCCCGACCUCGUCCGAGACUCUCCAAAUGCUUCAGGCGUCCAACGGUUGGGCCGGUGUGUUCCUGCCUUUAGUUUCCCUGUAGAGCGUCAGUGUGGCUGUGUCAGUGAAGUCACGCCAAGAUGGUAUUUUGUAUCUUGGCUCAAGAGUGAACACCAUUGUCUGAAAACCCAUGUUCUCCACAACUGAAUACGGUCUUAAAUCCAAUGCAAUAAAACUUGCAAUGGAUUUGGUAAUCCGCUUCGCUCUCUCAGGGUUCAGUUGAAGCUGUGCCACUGCCUGCUUGAUCGUUCUCUUGCUGGCAUCGGCAACAGGUCACUGCUUCUCGCCUAGGUGUUUUCUCAAAUUAAUUGUGUUGUCGAAGUAUUUAAGUUGAGUUCCACACACCAUACAAACUGUGUACGUCCUAACUCGCACAUAUGUGUUCAUUGCGCAUGCAUGUACAGCAGAGAAUCAACAGGUGCUUUCUGUAGCGCUCUGCAGUUGGAGAACUGAAAGUUGCCGCGGGCGAACUAAUUUCAGUUUUAAUAUUCUGAUGAUUAACUUACCUGCUUCGAGACAUCAUCAUUCUAGAGAGAAUUGGACGCAUCAAAGAAUCAGAAAUUUUCCCCACCUCUGGAAGCAGGGAGCAAUGUUGCAUAAUGAAAAGCACACUAUGUUGCUUAUCUACAGAAAAGGAAUAUUUGCUGCACUUUCAGCACCUACAUGCAAUUAAUGCACCUGCAAAUUUGUACAUCUGCAAUAAUAGCAGAUAUGUGAGUUAUUAGUGACAACAAGUUUAUAGUUUUUGGCUUAUGUAAAGCCAGAGGAGGAAAGAACUUGGUUAAGGUCUGUGAUGUUUACAACAAUAUCUUCACAUUUGUGAUACUUCCUGAAGGACUUGCGAGACAUUUUGAAAUCCUACACACGAGGUCUCAUUAAACAUCAAACGGCUGUAAAAAUGACAGCAAUUGCAGGUGGUAUAACUGUCUAAUUACUGAAGCUAUUCCUCUCCUUACCUGUGGAAGGUGGGAUCAGCAUGGAUACAUCUUACAUUCAUCUUAUAUUUUUGCACGUUUGCAUUGGAACUGCAAGAAUGAAACUCUGAAAAUUGUUAAUACUGGCUGAGCAUGGUUUCAGGUGCACAUCAAUGACACUGUCCACGUCAAGUUAAUAAUGCAAUAGGAGAUAUUGCAGAAUGUGCCUUUAAAUAUCUCUACUGUAGACUGAGAUGAAUCAGAGUCCCAGUUGGUGUGAAUUGGAGCAGUAUAAACAAAGAUGGCUAAGAGUGUUGAUACUGAGGGACAUUGACAUUACCUUUUUCCUCCAAAGUGUUGUUGUCUUACUUUAACUUCUGUUUGGCAAAACUGAGGCUGAGCUUUAUUUGUCUGCUUUUAUAAAUAUUGUACAGGAAUUUGUCUUUUUUUUUUUUUUUUUUUUUUUUAUCGAACACUUGGAUUAGUCAUACAAACUCCAGCAGCAGAACUGUAUUUUUUAACAACUUGGCAAACAGCACCGAGGGUCACUUUGUUUCCUGCAAUGAUAAGAAGAUUCAACUGUUUAGAAAGCAAUUCCCUUAAAAAAAGGAUGCUUUUUUUUUUUUUUUUUUAAAUUGUACUACUGUUUUAUAUCUUAAUCAAUCUGUUGAGUAAAUAAGAAAUGUUUCAUCCCAUGUUUUUACCAGAAACACACAUGACAUUUCUGAGAGUGGUGUCAUUGUUAAUGUUUGGGUUUUUUUUAUAUUUCCAAAACAAAUGUAAUUAAGUACCCAGAGAGCCUGAAAAUAUUACAAAUCAGCUAACUGGACCCGUUUUUUUUGGGAGUCUCAAUUCAUAUCAAGCUAUUUAUGUCUGUCAUUAUGAGAGAGAGCGAGAGAGAGAAAAGUCAAUGCAGCAAUUUCAGCCCAAAAUGAUAUGUAUCAAAAGUGUUCAUGAGAGUAUUAUGAUCUCUUUAAAACCAAAACCAGCUGGCCUGACUCAAAUGUUUUUCUUUAAAGUAAAUACAUUACAUACAAAAUGUUAAAAACAUGGCUAAUAGAUUGUUAACAAGCUCCAGGAGGUUUUUUACGAUGUGGCACCAACGCUGUUUUUUAGUGUAUGUCAGUGUGCUCUAAUGCACUAAACACAGAGCACAAGCAUGUGAUUAACAUGGAUUAUCUUAUUUAUUACAACAUAAUCAUAAGGUAUACAUCAGAAAAUUGCAUCAGAGCGACAUGACGUCAUUUACAGAAACCCCAUGUAGUACUCAGCCCCAUAAUUGUUUGCACUCGUGUAUAUCGGUGCUCUGGUGACAAUAAGCUACACUUGCUCAGUGCUUAUAAUGUGUUUAUGAUCCUGUGUAAUGCUUUUUAUGAGCCAAAUGUUGGCAGUUGGGUACCAUCUUUAACCCAUCAAACAGCUAGGGCCAACCUUAAUGUUGUCUCUAAAGGAUAUUUGAAACUCUACAGUUAAACUUAUUAAAGUCACCCUGAUAAUCGAGGCAUUACAUUUUAAGUAUCUGUGAUGUCCUGCUUGUAAGGUUUCAGUAGGAGCAGGUUGCCAUCUUUGGCUUGUGUAUGAGUCCUUCACUCAUUUUUAAUACUCCCCUCGUAUCCAACUUGAUGAACUUCUCUGUGAAUAGAUCUGUAGUGUUUAUUAACAAGUACGGCAGCUGAACAAUUAGAUUUGAGUCUGUGCUUAAUCCGUCCCAGCUAAUACCUGGUUUUGCAGCUUGGAUCUCUUGUCAUAAUCUUUAUUUGAAAUGUCUUAGUUUGGUGUAGAAAUAUUUUAUGUUGAGUAUAUAACCCCUCUCUAAAUGUUAACAUACUGUUGGUGUUAACCUGACAUUAGUUGUCCUCCUUUGAUUGUGAGGAAUUUUCAAUUAGCAACAUUUGUCCAAGAAAAAAAAUGCUGAUCUUUGUCAUUAUUUUUUAAACACUUAAUAACAUAAUAACAAAUACAAUUUGUUUGAAAUGUGGCUUCCGACAAUUACAUUUGCAUCUAACACUGAAAUGUAACUGCAAUCUAUAAGGCUAUUGGCACUACAGAAUGUUGAGUUUAGAACAGCUUAAAGUAUGAAAUCUUUUUUUAAUGAUUCUCUUUAGCAGUAGUAAAUAUCUAUUGUAUCAGACUAAGUAGUUCUGAGAUGUAUCUAUGAUUUGUAUGGUAUCGACUGAAUGAUCCCUUCUGUAUUUCUUUUAUCCAUAAUAUUGCUGCGUGUCUAUGAUCUGAAAUACCUGCUGUGAAACAUCAGUAUGUGUUUAAAGGCACCUUUACUUUGAACUGACAAGAAACGAGGUUCAUAUUUCCUGCAUAUGUCAAUGCAAAUUAAAUUGUAACCCUGUACUAUUGUGAAAUCUGAGUUGAUAAGAGGAAAUGAUGGUUGUGCCGCCUCAACAUGUGUUGAUAGAAAGUGCAUUUUGUCUAUUUAGUGAAAUUUUAUUGAUUAGUUAGUGCAUGAUUGCUUAUGGUGGACUUUCAUUCAUGAUUUGUCGAAAUGAACAUAUCCAUCCAUUUAUUUCAUUUUAUUUUUUUUUAUUUCAUUUUACCUGUAAUAUUUCCCUGAAUAAAGUGAAUCCCAGCUGG
Messenger RNA from Acanthopagrus latus (yellowfin seabream), 6368 nucleotides. It is a transcript of the gene npm1b, whose product is annotated as nucleophosmin 1b. The transcript is spliced from 11 exons. The record is from RefSeq and is a predicted model, not a curated record. NCBI's taxonomy places the organism in Eukaryota, Metazoa, Chordata, Actinopteri, Spariformes, Sparidae. Gene Ontology annotation, cellular component: centrosome; nucleolus; nucleoplasm. Gene Ontology annotation, molecular function: histone binding; chromatin binding; RNA binding. Gene Ontology annotation, biological process: ribosomal large subunit export from nucleus; ribosomal small subunit biogenesis; ribosomal large subunit biogenesis. Bases 132 to 1031 code for a protein of 299 amino acids.